Penicillium hordei is the source of this 1092-nucleotide messenger RNA. RefSeq lists its product as uncharacterized. The record is from RefSeq and is a predicted model, not a curated record. The coding region runs from base 1 to 1092 and encodes 363 amino acids. The transcript is spliced from 5 exons. NCBI's taxonomy places the organism in Eukaryota, Fungi, Ascomycota, Eurotiomycetes, Eurotiales, Aspergillaceae.
AUGGAUCUGGCUACGACCCCGGGAAUGUCACCCCCAGACGGCCAGGAAUCGCAUUUCCAUGAGCCCUAUAACUCGUUGCAAACAGGCACUGUCAUCGCCUUUGCCAUCACCUAUCUCAUUGCCACAAUUUUCCUUGCUCUUCGCUAUUUCCAGGCUUUCAAGCUGGCCAAGAAAAUCGAGGUAGACCUGAUCACUAUCACGAUUUCCUAUGGCGUUGCGCUGGUCUAUUUCGUGACUGUGGUUAACUUAAUGAACUAUGGCUGGGGGAAGCACAUGUGGAAUGUUAGCCUGGAGGAUCUCGUGGAGUUCAAUAAACGAUUGCUCGUCAAUACGUUGACUUAUUUGAUAUGUCCAAGCAUCACCAAGAUGGCUAUUCUAUCUGUCUUAUUUCAAAUCAAUCCCGCAAAGGUAUACCGCUACCUCGUCGUGGUUGUCGCAGUCACAAUCUUUGCAUACACCCUGACAUUAUGCAUCAUCACCGGAGGACCAUGCAAUCCCCUCCAUGCGGGAACUACGGCGUGUCUAGAAAAUGUCGCCCUUUCUCAGGCAGUUCUGAAUAUUGCCUCUGAUUUAGCUGUUAUCGCCAUCCCGAUCCCGACGAUCCACGGUCUACAUUUCUCAGCGAAACAAAAACUCACGGUCGGCUGUCUAUUGGCUCUGGGAUCUGGCGUCAUCAUCUGCUCAAUCGCACGCCUACCGUACGUCUUACUCCUCGGCAAAACCGCGGACACAACCUAUACCGAAGCGAUUCUAGGAGUGUGGUCCCUCGUCGAGGUCAAUCUCGGCAUUAUUUGCGCCUGUGCAAUGCGGUUCAAGCGCCUGAUCGAGGUAUAUCUACCGCGACUUUCACUGUUCUCGUCACGCUCGCAUGGAGCUGCGAAAAUCGCAGAGGACACACCUAUAAUAAACAGGUUCCAGCCUCAAAAUAGUGGAGGGCAGCACUCGUACCAGCUGCACAGCGUCCACGAUGGGCACGUCAAUCCGUUUGCCGGCACAAAAGAUAUCUCCGUUCACCGAUCGUUCCACGUAGAUGAAGAACGCACACACGUGUAUCGCGGGAGCAAUGACAGCGAUGACAAGAUUUUGGCUUGA